CCGGCGACCACCAUGGCGGAGACCAACAACGAAUGUAGCAUCAAGGUGCUCUGCCGAUUCCGGCCCCUGAACCAGGCAGAGAUUCUGCGGGGAGACAAGUUCAUCCCCAUUUUCCAAGGGGACGACAGCGUCGUUAUUGGGGGGAAGCCAUAUGUCUUUGACCGUGUGUUCCCCCCAAACACGACUCAGGAGCAAGUUUAUCAUGCGUGUGCCAUGCAGAUUGUCAAAGAUGUCCUUGCUGGCUACAAUGGCACCAUUUUUGCUUAUGGACAGACAUCCUCAGGGAAAACACAUACCAUGGAGGGAAAGCUGCAUGACCCCCAACUGAUGGGAAUCAUUCCUCGAAUUGCCCGAGACAUCUUCAACCACAUCUACUCCAUGGAUGAGAACCUUGAGUUCCACAUCAAGGUUUCUUACUUUGAGAUUUACUUGGACAAAAUUCGUGACCUUCUGGAUGUGACCAAGACAAAUCUGUCUGUGCAUGAGGACAAGAAUCGGGUGCCAUUUGUCAAGGGUUGUACCGAACGCUUUGUGUCCAGCCCAGAGGAGAUUUUAGAUGUGAUUGACGAGGGGAAAUCAAAUCGUCAUGUGGCUGUCACCAACAUGAACGAACACAGCUCUCGAAGCCACAGCAUCUUCCUCAUCAACAUCAAGCAGGAGAACAUGGAGACCGAGCAGAAGCUCAGUGGGAAGCUGUAUCUAGUGGACCUGGCAGGGAGCGAAAAGGUCAGCAAGACCGGAGCAGAGGGAGCCGUGCUGGAUGAGGCAAAGAAUAUCAACAAGUCACUGUCAGCCCUUGGGAACGUGAUCUCUGCGCUGGCUGAGGGCACAAAAAGCUACGUUCCAUAUCGUGACAGCAAAAUGACACGGAUUCUCCAGGACUCUCUGGGAGGAAACUGCCGGACAACUAUGUUCAUCUGCUGCUCACCAUCCAGCUACAACGACGCAGAGACCAAGUCCACCCUGAUGUUCGGGCAGCGGGCAAAGACCAUAAAGAACACUGCCUCAGUGAAUCUGGAGUUGACUGCUGAGCAGUGGAAGAAGAAAUAUGAGAAGGAGAAGGAGAAGACAAAGGCUCAGAAGGAGACGAUCACCAAGCUAGAGGCUGAGCUCAGCCGGUGGCGCAAUGGAGAGAAUGUGCCUGAGACGGAGCGCCUGGCUGGGGACGAUGCAGCCCUGGGAGCUGAGCUCUGUGAGGAGACCCCUGUGAAUGACAACUCAUCCAUUGUGGUGCGCAUCGCACCUGAGGAGCGGCAGAAAUACGAGGAGGAGAUCCGCCGCCUCUAUAAGCAGCUCGAUGACAAGGACGAUGAGAUCAACCAGCAGAGCCAGCUCAUAGAGAAGCUUAAGCAGCAGAUGCUGGACCAGGAAGAGCUGCUGGUAUCCACUCGAGGAGACAACGAGAAGGUCCAGCGGGAGCUGAGCCACCUGCAGUCAGAGAACGAUGCUGCUAAGGAGGAGGUGAAGGAGGUGCUGCAGGCCUUGGAGGAGCUGGCCGUGAACUACGACCAGAAGUCCCAGGAAGUGGAAGAGAAGAGCCAGCAGAACCAGCUUCUGGUGGAUGAGCUGUCUCAGAAGGUGGCCACCAUGCUGGCUCUGGAGUCUGAGUUGCAGCGGCUACAAGAGGUCAGUGGACACCAGCGGAAGCGAAUUGCGGAGGUGCUGAAUGGGCUGAUGAAGGACCUGAGUGAGUUCAGUGUCAUCGUGGGCAACGGGGAGAUUAAGCUGCCAGUGGAGAUCAGCGGGGCCAUCGAGGAGGAGUUCACGGUGGCCCGACUCUAUAUCAGCAAAAUCAAGUCAGAAGUCAAGUCUGUGGUCAAGCGCUGCCGGCAGCUAGAGAACCUGCAGGUUGAGUGUCAUCGCAAGAUGGAGGUGACGGGGCGGGAGCUCUCAUCCUGCCAGCUGCUCAUCUCCCAGCACGAGGCCAAGAUCCGCUCGCUUACAGAAUAUAUGCAGAGCGUGGAACUAAAGAAGCGGCACCUGGAAGAGUCCUAUGACUCCCUGAGCGACGAGCUGGCCAAGCUGCAAGCCCAGGAAACUGUGCACGAAGUGGCCCUGAAGGACAAGGAGCCAGACACACAGGAUGCGGAUGACGUAAAGAAGGCCGUGGAGGUGCAGAUGGAGAGUCACAGGGAGGCCCAUCACCGGCAGCUGGCCCGGCUCCGGGAUGAGAUCAACGAGAAGCAGAAGACCAUCGAUGAGCUCAAAGACCUGAAUCAGAAGCUGCAGUUAGAGCUAGAGAAGCUUCAGGCUGACUACGAGAAGCUGAAGAACGAAGAACACGAGAAGAGCAGCAAACUCCAGGAGCUGACAUUUCUGUACGAGCGACAUGAACAGUCCAAGCAGGACCUCAAGGGUCUGGAGGAGACAGUUGCCCGGGAACUCCAGACCCUCCACAACCUUCGCAAGCUGUUCGUUCAAGACGUCACGACUCGAGUCAAGAAAAGUGCAGAAAUGGAGCCCGAGGACAGUGGGGGGAUUCACUCCCAAAAGCAGAAGAUUUCCUUUCUUGAGAACAACCUGGAACAGCUUACAAAGGUUCACAAACAGCUGGUACGUGACAAUGCAGAUCUGCGUUGUGAGCUUCCUAAAUUGGAAAAACGACUUAGGGCUACGGCUGAGAGAGUUAAGGCCCUGGAGGGUGCACUGAAGGAGGCCAAGGAAGGAGCCAUGAAGGACAAGCGCCGGUACCAGCAGGAGGUGGACCGCAUCAAGGAGGCCGUUCGGUACAAGACCUCUGGCAAGCGGGGCCAUUCUGCUCAGAUUGCCAAACCCGUCCGGCCCGGCCACUACCCAGCAUCUUCACCCACCAACCCCUAUGGCACCCGGAGCCCUGAGUGCAUCAGUUACACCAACAACCUCUUCCAGAACUACCAGAACUUGUACCUGCAGGCUGCGCCCAGCUCCACGUCAGACGUGUACUUUGCAAACUCCUGUACCAGCAGCGGGGCCACAUCUUCCAGCGGGCCCCUGGCAUCCUACCAGAAGGCCAACAUGGACAAUGGAAAUGCCACAGAUAUCAAUGACAACAGGAGUGACCUGCCUUGCGGCUAUGAGGCUGAGGACCAGACCAAGCUUUUCCCUCUCCACCAAGAGACGGCAGCCAGCUAA
Messenger RNA from Neomonachus schauinslandi (Hawaiian monk seal), 3111 nucleotides. It is a transcript of the gene KIF5A, whose product is annotated as kinesin family member 5A. The transcript is spliced from 28 exons. Gene Ontology annotation, molecular function: microtubule binding; microtubule motor activity; ATP binding. Gene Ontology annotation, biological process: microtubule-based movement. The record is from RefSeq and is a predicted model, not a curated record. NCBI's taxonomy places the organism in Eukaryota, Metazoa, Chordata, Mammalia, Carnivora, Phocidae. The coding region runs from base 13 to 3111 and encodes 1032 amino acids.